Penicillium pulvis is the source of this 1203-nucleotide messenger RNA. RefSeq lists its product as uncharacterized. The coding region runs from base 1 to 1203 and encodes 400 amino acids. Gene Ontology annotation, molecular function: D-alanine-D-alanine ligase activity; ATP binding; metal ion binding. Lineage: Eukaryota; Fungi; Ascomycota; Eurotiomycetes; Eurotiales; Aspergillaceae. The record is from RefSeq and is a predicted model, not a curated record. The transcript has 3 exons. Gene Ontology annotation, biological process: peptidoglycan biosynthetic process.
AUGGAAUCUGCCAAGCCCAUAGUGGCCGUUCUCUACCAGGCUCUGCCGCCACCAAUCUAUGGAGGCGUAAGCAAGCCCCCCAAGCCGGGAGGCUAUCGGGAUUCUGGCGCCGAUAUCGCCUAUUCACUCAAAUGUGGCGGAACUACCAUGCUGACGCCGGUAGAAUCCCCAGACCCCGCAAAUCAGGAUCAGUGGUGUUUCCCUGAUACCGAAGAAGGCAUCAUCUCCGCGAUCCAGAAAGGUGCAACGCAUCUUUGGGCAAAUACUGUGCUUUUCGCAGAACAUCCGUUGCAGACUUCCUCGAAAUUGACGCCCUUCGAGUCUAGCAUUAAAGUUGUUGGUCAACCUCCACUUUGUGCGGAUCGGUUUGAUGAUAAAUCAUUCACGAAUGAUCUGCUCCGCCAGCGGGGCGGCCUAACGCUGCCCAGGUCGUGGACUGCAGAUGAUCCCCGGGUAUCACCGGAUAUCAGCAAUGGCUCCACUGGACUCGCACAGGCGCAGCAAUCGGUCCAAAAAGCCCUUGACGAGGUCUUAUCUUUAAUCAAACAGGAUGACUAUCCCAUUGUCGCGAAACCUGUUCGCGGGCGGGGUAGCCACGGUGUAAAGAUCUGUGAAAACGCAACAGAGCUAGCAGAACAUGUGGCACAUCUUUUCGAUGAAUCGUCCCGUGUCUUGUUGGAAGAGUAUCUGACCGGGGAAGAGGGAACCAUCACAAUCAUGCCACCGUCAGAAGAGCCGAUCUCAGGUUUCGAGUCUACAGAUCGGCAAUCUAGCCAUUGGGCGUUGCCUCCUGUGACCCGCUUCAACCAUGUGGAUGGGAUUGCGCCAUAUAGCGGUAAUAUUGCGGUGACAGUGAACUCGCGCGCAGUGACUGCGGCGGAGAUGGAGGCGGAUCCUGCUUACGCGGAUAUCAUGAAAGAAUGCGAGACUGUGGCGGGGCUUUUAGGGACAACUGCACCGUUGCGCAUUGAUAUCCGACGAUUCACAGCGGGAUCCAAGUUUGCCUUGUUUGAUAUCAAUAUGAAGCCGAAUAUCACCGGGCCUGGACGUCCUGGUCGCGAUGAUCAGUUGAGCCUUAUGGGCCUUGCAGCUGAGAGUAUGGGUGUAGAUUAUCUUACUUUUCUGCAGUCUGUGCUUGGAUCGGCGCAAGGGCUUGGGCACCUGCGGCAUUACAGUAGUACGCUUGGCAACUCGGCCGAAUAA